AUGAAAUUUUUCCCACAACCAUUUAAAGCAGACAACACUCCAUCUCGAGGCCUGCCACGCAACACAACACGCCCACCGAUGGACACUACAACGGAAACUAGCAACAUUAUCAGCAACGGCGGUAUGCAGGAACCCCAAACGACAGUGAAAAAGCCUCGUCCACGUUCCCGUGCCAAUAAAGAUGGAGAUGCCCCAAGACCUCACGUGUGUCCCAUCUGUCAGAGGGCUUUCCAUAGAUUGGAGCAUCAAACGAGACAUAUGAGGACACACACGGGGGAGAAACCACAUGAGUGUGACUUCCCUGGAUGUGUGAAGAAAUUCAGUAGAAGUGACGAACUAACAAGACAUAAGAGGAUUCAUACGAACCCGCAACCAAGAGGUAAGAGAGGUAGAAAGAAGAAAGUGGUCACAGACCAAACUGGUGGGAACGCCACUGGUGCUAAAUUUGAACUGGGUGAAUCCACUACUACUUCUAUCUCGGUUCCUCAACAAUUACAGCCACAAGCGCAACUGCAAGCGCAACCACCACUACAACAAAGACCGGCAUUGACAUCGUUUGGUUCCAAUAGUAAUAAUAGUAGUAGAUUGAGACUGAAUGCCUUAUCCUCUUUACAAAUGAUGACCCCCAUGAGUAAGAGUAUUAUUUCACCGGUGCCGAUAUCGUCGUCAUCAUUUAUAGAUACACCUGAACUUUCCUCACUUAAUAAUAAUAAUAAUAAUAACAUCCAUCAAGGUUAUAAUUCCAACAUACGAAGUGGUGGUAUCCAACUACCAAGACCUAAAUCACUAACAGAUUUCGCCAAGAUGCAUAAUGGUAAUUAUCGUGUUCCCGGGGAAUCCAUGAUGCCAUUUAAACGUCCCAACUCUGUAUUAACAUUACAAGCCUUGAUGUCUAAUAGUAAUGAUGAUGAUUCUGAUGAAGAUGAUGGGGGAGAACAUCUAAAGAACCCAAACGAUUCAUAUUUGUCCAAUGAUGACGAGGACGACAUUCAAAUCCAGGCAAGAAAGAGAUCCAAGACAGCUACACCUAUUGCCUCUCUAAGUAGGUCUACGAGUGGUACCAAUCUACAUCAAAGUGGUGGCGCAUUCAUUCCUCAUAAUACUUCCAACUUGUCACUUUCCAGUCAUUUUUCAGAUCAGCUAAAUCAUAAACUGUUGGCCGUUCAACAACAACAACAGCAACAACAACAACUACAUCAAACACCUCAACAGGCAUUCUCAUCAUCUGAGGCAUCGACACCUUUGUUAAUGUCUCCCACGGCAGCUGCCGCUGCGCCCUUCGUAAGAUUACCCAACAAGGAAACAGAUAAAGAUGGUAAGACACUGCCUCCGAUCAGGAGUUUGCAGCUGGAGUUCCCCACCGGUUAG
Messenger RNA from Naumovozyma castellii, 1368 nucleotides. It is a transcript of the gene MIG1, whose product is annotated as transcription factor MIG1. NCBI's taxonomy places the organism in Eukaryota, Fungi, Ascomycota, Saccharomycetes, Saccharomycetales, Saccharomycetaceae. The transcript has a single exon. The record is from RefSeq and is a predicted model, not a curated record. Bases 1 to 1368 code for a protein of 455 amino acids.